Molecule: messenger RNA, 3955 nt
Organism: Columba livia (rock pigeon)
Lineage: Eukaryota; Metazoa; Chordata; Aves; Columbiformes; Columbidae
Gene: C2H6orf62
Product: chromosome 2 C6orf62 homolog
Exons: 5
Coding region: 2107-2796 (229 amino acids)
Source: RefSeq, a predicted model, not a curated record
GGCGCCUGUGUGACUCAGGCGCUGCCAUUUUGAGUGGUCGGUGCUGGCCGCGCAGCUCCGCUCCGCGCCGCGCUCGCUCCCGGGCCGAGGCUCAGCCGCAGACCCCGGCGCUCCCGCUCGCUCCUCCCGCCGCCUUCGAGGACGUCCCGGGGGCCGCGUGGGCGAAGAGAGGCUCUCAGCCCUUUCGUCCUUUUCCCGACCACCCUCCGCCGCCGCUCCGGGAUCUCUAUGCCCGCCGCCCUCCGUGGGAGCCACUAGCGCAGGGACCCGCCGCCGCCGCCGCCUCCUCCUCCUUCCACCGCCGCCACCGCCGUCGCCUCUUCCUCCUUCUCCUCUUCCUCUCUCCGCCACCAUUUCCCCACUCCCCGGCACCGGGGCGCUGAGCUAGACUAUGGGGACCAGGUUGGGGCCGAGCAGCGGCAGAGCGGGCGGCCCGGUCACCGUGUCCACUGCGGCAGGGAUGGGGGGGCUCCGCGGCUUCGUGGCUUUAUCUUGACAUGGCUCCGCUCCGUGCUGCCAGCAGCGCCGCCGCCUCCACUGCUCCUCCUGCGCCCGCCGGCUGCGGGUAGCGAGCGGGCCGCGCUCUCGGCCUCCUGCCCGAGUCUCUCAGUCACUUGCUUAAGUUGGGGGGAAAAGUUUUGGGAGGGGCUCCUUUUUUUGUUGUUGUUUUUGUUUUCCUUUCUUUUUCAAUUUUUGUUUUUUUCUUGGUCAGGAGAGAAAGGGGUGUACUUUACCCCCUUUUCUUAACCUGGUCUGCCAGAUUUGCUAACCGAAAAACUUUUUUUUAACCUCGACUAAUCAAACACCUUGGGGAGGGGAAAAAUGUCUGGAGAGAGGAAGAAAAUAACCUGAUAAUUGGGGAUUUGCCUUUUUUUUUUUUUUUUUUUUUUUAAGUGGGGAGGGUGUUUUAGAGGUUUAGAAUUGCAGCCUAGGCUUGCAAUUAGUAAAAAAAAAACCUCGCUAAAAUUUUUGGCACCGAAAAUUUUUGGGAACAAAACUCUCCAUGUUUUCCAAAUGCUGACCAUGAAGUGAGAGGGGAGGCGCCGUGCUACUGGGGGUGCCCCGGGCACAGGCCACCCGCUGCAGCCUCCGCUAGCUCGUGUGGGAGACAGAGGCCUCAGGAGAAGCCAGAAGCGUUUGCCAUGCACAGCCUGGGCUAACCGUGCUCGCUGCGCAGCGCAGCAGCGGCGGGGAGAGAAGGAUCCCCCGGGAAUCAGCAGCCUAGGGAGCGUGUGAGGUGUCGGGGGAUGUAGGGUUCUCCCACCCGUAAAGGAGCCCAGGUUUGGGGCGCUGGUUUGGGUUUGAGUCUCUAGGUGAGAUAAUACUGCCCCUUCAACCCCUGCCUGCCCCUUGUCUGUGGCCAUCAUGAUCCCUCUUCUCUUUGGCAGCAGCAGCCUCAGGGUGAUGAUGUGCCUGAUGAUGAGCAGGAUGAAGUUAGAAAUGACUCCGCUGUUUUUUCUCUUUGCUCCCCUGCAAAACAGCGCUGUGUUGUCUGUAGUUGAUUUUGUUGUUGGCAGAGAAAUCUUCUAUCUCCCAGGAUGUGCACUCCUCCUCUGCACCCUUUUCUCUGCUCUCCACCAAGUGUAAUAAUUUUAAAGAAAAAAAGGCAACAUAGCAAUAGCGGAAAGCUGAGAAUAAUAAUCAGUAGAGUCAUGAAUCUGGCUGGGGUAAAAAGCAAUUUGUGAUUUCAGCUUCAUUUUUUUUUUGUAAGCAGAGCAAAAGUACCCCCCCAUGGAUUGGGCUUGUGCCAGUUGCUUUUUAUUGUACACAUAAAUUGUGAUAAGAUUUUUUUUUUCUUUUUCGUUCUUACCCACACUUAUUCCUGCAGCUAAACUGUUCUUCAUUUUUUUUUUUUUCUUGAUUUAUUGUAAAACCUCUUGUCCAGCCAUGGCUGGACAACUACUUACUUUGUUUCUUGGCCCCUCUGAUACGACAUUCUCCUAAAAAAUUGCCGGAGGUGCGGUUUUGGGUUACAUUCGCAUUUUAUCUGUUCAGUCGUAUUAGCAGGAAUAAAACGACUUGUUUCUGUUGUACUUGAGUCUUACGAAAAGGUGCCCAUAGUUCAGCAACAGUUUCCAAAGGCUUUAGUACCACCUAUAUUGCAAAAUGGGGGACCCAAACUCCCGGAAGAAACAAGCUCUGAACAGACUUCGUGCUCAGCUUAGAAAGAAAAAAGAAUCUUUAGCUGACCAGUUUGACUUCAAGAUGUACAUUGCCUUUGUGUUCAAAGACAAGAAGAAAAAGUCAGCGCUUUUUGAAGUGUCUGAAGUGAUACCAGUCAUGACCAAUAAUUAUGAAGAAAAUAUCCUGAAAGGUGUGCGGGAUUCCAGCUAUUCUUUGGAAAGUUCCUUAGAGCUUCUGCAGAAGGAUGUAGUACAGCUUCAUGCACCCCGCUACCAGUCUAUGCGCAGGGAUGUGAUCGGCUGUACCCAGGAGAUGGACUUCAUUCUUUGGCCUCGUAACGAUAUUGAAAAGAUAGUCUGUCUCCUGUUUUCUCGGUGGAAGGGAUCUGAUGAACCCUUUAGGCCUGUUCAGGCCAAGUUUGAAUUUCAUCAUGGUGACUAUGAAAAACAGUUUCUGCAUGUUCUGAGCCGAAAGGACAAGACUGGAAUUGUUGUCAACAACCCUAACCAGUCAGUGUUUCUCUUCAUUGACAGACAGCACUUGCAGACUCCAAAAAACAAAGCUACAAUCUUCAAGUUAUGCAGCAUCUGCCUGUAUCUGCCACAGGAGCAGCUCACUCACUGGACGGUUGGUACCAUUGAGGACCACCUCCGUCCUUACAUGCCAGAGUAAGGUACUGGCCAGCAAAAUGGGGAAGAUCACAGAAUGCAGCAGUGGAUUUUCACUUUCCUCACCACUUUAUUCUUUCAGAAUUUAGAAGAAAAUGGACUCAUGUUCAGAACUAUACAUUGUGAAACUUGAUCAUCCUGGAUUUUUUUUUGUCAUUUGUAUCUCAGAACUUUACAAUUUUUUUUUUUUAGAUGUUUUCUGCAUGGACCUUGUGAAAGAGAGGAUGCUCUGCACACUUCUGCACUGCAUCAGCAUCUUACUAAAAUGUGAAAUGAAGGGACUGUACACUGAAACAAAUGUAUCCGAAAGCACAAGGUGAUCAUUUGUGGUGGUGUUCCCAUUUGUGCUGGUCAUGCCCCUUAACAUCUAUAAUGUUAACCAUCAGUAUUUGAAGGGUGAGAAGUGAAUGUAACGGGUAUAAAAGCCUUAUAGCUUUGCUGUUAAUGAUUGUAUCAAAGAGCACUAUCACUCAUUUUAAUGAACAGAGAAGUGGCUAUUACAAUAGGAAGUGUGGGAAAGAAAUCUUUCUUUUUUUUAAAAAAAAAGGCAUCUCAUUUAAUGUUUAGGCAUUUUUUGCCUCUUUUAUUUUGCUGGGCCACGUCUAAGUUUACUGGCACUUUGGUUUUGGAUCUCUUUCCCCAAGUUGCUGUAUAACUGUAUGAAAGUAUUCUUUUGAGUUGGAUGCAUUCAUACAGAUGAGGCAGACCUGGAGUCUGAAGUUGCUAAAGCAGCUAAAAAUAAAGUAAAAUAAUAGCUGCAGAAAUAAUGUUGGUAGAGGAUUAUUUUUUUCUUGAGAGUUGAGACUUGUAAACUUGCAGGUGAACUGUGCAGGAAAUACUGGUUUCUAAAACAUUUCUUAUGGAAAACCCAUUGAGGUUGUUUUCUUUUGGAAUAGACAUUAUAAACCAAUGUAAAAUAGUGUUUGGAGUGUCAAAAGUUGGUUCUGACAGAACAUUUUAAGAUUGUGCAAUGAUAAAAGGAAGACUACUGUAUAGUUUUGAUGACAGAAAGCUCUGCUUGAGGGUUGAGUACUUUACUGGAGUAAAACUGCAUAAGCCUGCUCCCUUUGGAUUAAACUAGUGCUUACCUGUUUAAAACUUGUAUUUAGCUUUUGUUUGGAAUUGGAAAAAAAUGAAAGUUAAAUAAAUUAGGUGAAAGAUGA